This is a messenger RNA of Pocillopora meandrina, 535 nucleotides long. The record is from the annotation of a GenBank genome assembly. Lineage: Eukaryota; Metazoa; Cnidaria; Anthozoa; Scleractinia; Pocilloporidae.
AUGACGCCGCAACCAGAUGGCAGCAGCAGCGCAUCAGUUCCAAGCCUGAAACACCGCAGCAAAUCUUCACUUCUAUGUUCAAGUCCUUCCGAAGCUAGAUUUUCGUGAAGAUUUUGAAAAGUAUAUGAAAAAACUACUUCAACCAUGGAAUUUUCACUCGAUUUACACUCGAUGCUAGGAAACUAUCGAGAGGCGUCUUUCAUCACAUGAAAGCAAUAUCCAUUUUUUUUUUACCGUUUCCCCCCUAAGGAAGAGCAAGGUGAUAUCGAUAAAAUCUCGGAGUUGUGGAAUAUACUGUGUGUAGGCAAGACAAAAAAAUUUCAGUCAUAGUAGACCGAGACUGUUGUUAAGCAAAACACAUCAAACUGAACAAGGAGAAUUUCGAAUUCAAAUGAAGCGAAGUGUCAUUCAUUAGACGUGUGAUGAAGAAGAUGUGACAGCAGACCGGAGAUAUAUAGGACCAGUGAGGUACCUUUCUAAAUUCCUGCACAACCUUUCAGGAAUGCGAAGGCCACCACGCAGCCUGACACGCAAG